CUCCAUGUGGUCAAAAUGAAACCAGAGAAGAUGGCAAAAUAAUCCAGCUACCUCCCUGCAAGACAGGAGCCUGGAUCGUUCCUGCCAUCAUGGCCUGUUACCUCUUGGUUGCAAACAUCCUUUUGGUGAACCUCCUCAUUGCUGUUUUCAACAAUACAUUUUUUGAAGUCAAAUCCAUAUCAAACCAAGUAUGGAAGUUUCAAAGAUACCAGCUAAUCAUGACAUUUCAUGAAAGACCUGUUCUCCCACCGCCUCUGAUCAUUUUCAGCCAUAUGACUAUGAUAUUCCAACACCUCUGCUGCAGAUGGCGGAAGCAUGAAAGCGACCCAGAUGAGAGAGACUAUGGACUAAAACUUUUCAUAACUGAGGAUGAAUUGAAAAAAGUCCAUGAUUUUGAAGAGCAGUGCAUAGAAGAAUAUUUUAGAGAAAAGGAUGACAGAUUCAAUUCCUCCAAUGAUGAAAGAAUCCGUGUCACUUCAGAAAGGGUAGAGAACAUGGCCAUGCGACUGGAAGAAGUGAAUGAGCGAGAGCACUGUAUGAAGGCCUCUCUGCAGACCGUUGACAUUAGGCUUGCUCAGCUGGAAGAUAUGAUGGGACGAAUGGUGACUGCCUUAGAAAAACUGACCGGCAUAGAGAGAGGUGAGACAACCAAGAUACGAUCCAGGACCUCAUCCGACUGUACUGAUGCAGCCUACAUUGUGAGGCAGAGUAGCUUCAAUAGUCAGGAAGGAAACACUUAUAAGCUUCAAGAGAGCAUAGAUCCCACAGGAGAGGAGUCCAUGUCCCCAACGUCUCCUACAAUCACACCCCGCAUGCGAAGCCACUCUUUCUAUGCAACAAAUAUGAAGGACAAGUGUGGGUUGGAAAAGUUUGAAAGCAUUUUUAAGGAAAGAUCUCCAAGCCUGCAUCGGGCUAUCAGUUCCCACUCGAUAGCAAAAGAAGGGAAGGUUCCCUUAGCCCCUACCAGCACUUUGUCAAUUGCCCCAGACUCCAGAAGGCCUUCGUCUUGUAUAGACAUCUACGUCUCUGCCAUGGAUGAGAUGCAUUCUGACACAGAGCCACUCGACAGCUCCAUAAAUAUUCUUGGUACUGGAGAUGCAGCUCUGCAGGCUCAUAUAGCCUCUUCCAUUUUAGCUAACAGUGCAUACAUUAGCAGUACACCUGGUGAAAAAAUUUCUGCCAGGAGUCUUGAUUAUGAGGAAACCUCUGGAAUAGAAACAAGAGCAUUUUCUUCAGACUAUUCGCAAAUCACAGAUUGCCAAAUCCCCUGGGAUUCAGACCCUCCUUUAUAUCACACUUUAGAGCGAUCUAAAAGCAGUCGGUAUCUGGCUACAGCUCCAUUUAUUCUGGAAGAAACGCCAAUUGUGAAAUCUCACAGUUUUAUGUUCUCUCCAUCUCGAAGCUACUUCAGCAGCCUUGGCGUCCCAGUCAAAACAGCAGAGUACACAAGUAUUACGGACUGCAUAGACACAAGGUGUGUGAGCGCUCCCCAGGCCAUCGCAGAGAGGGCCAGUUUCCCUGGAAGUCUCGGGGGCAAAGUGGAGGACUUGGGAUGCUGCCACCCAGAGAGAGAAGCUGAACUAAGCCACCCAGGUUCUGAUCAUGAGGAUACUGAGGCCAAAGACAAGAAAGGGAUCCCCUUAGCUUCUCAAGACAGCAAUGCUACAAGAACUCUGGCCAACAGCAUCGCACUUCCAAAAAUAGAGAGGGCCAACAGCUACUCUGCAGAGGAGUCGAACAUGUUGUAUGCACAACACACACGUAAGAGCUACUCUAUCAGCGACAAACUUGACAGACAGCGAAACGCAACAGGCCUGCGAAACCCUUUCCAGAGGAGUAAGUCCUCGCGGCCAGAGAGCAGAGGGGACAACCUGUCCAUGAGGAGACUGUCAAGAACGGGAGCCUUCCGCAGCUUUGAAAGCAAGCAUAGCUAG
Phaethon lepturus (White-tailed tropicbird) is the source of this 1934-nucleotide messenger RNA. RefSeq names its product transient receptor potential cation channel subfamily M member 3-like. The annotation marks the transcript as partial. The record is from RefSeq and is a predicted model, not a curated record. Gene Ontology annotation, molecular function: monoatomic cation channel activity. The transcript is spliced from 4 exons. Gene Ontology annotation, biological process: monoatomic cation transmembrane transport; protein tetramerization. NCBI's taxonomy places the organism in Eukaryota, Metazoa, Chordata, Aves, Phaethontiformes, Phaethontidae.